UAACAGCAACGCAUACUAUACUUACUUCGGGUGCGCCCUCAAGUACACGCCAAGACACCGCACCGACUCGCCUUGUGUACCACCACCACCUUCUCCGAAUACUUCCCCCGGAGUACGCGAACUAUGAUCGGCACAAAAUUCUGGACCUUCGUCAUCGUCCUCCUAGGGACUCUUGGCUCGCUGGACGGCGUUCAUGACACCAGGAAUUACAACAGGAAGAAUCACCGCAGGAACGAGGUACGAGAACCGUUGCCCUCUGGAUCGUCCUUUGUGUUUGUCAACGCAAGCACCACGUUCCGUUGUCGCACUGUCGGCUAUUUCGCUGACACGGAUACCAACUGCCGACUCUACCACGUCUGCCACCGCGUGCCUGGAUCUCAGUCGACGUUCUUCUACAGGUACUCCUUCCAGUGCCACAACAAAACAGUCUUUAACCAGGCGACGCUGACAUGCACAAACCCGGACGAGUCACUACCGUGUGAGAUGUCCAAAGACUUUUACUUCCUUCACGGCAAUGAGCUGGACGACUCGGACUACAACUCGGACGGUGAGUUCCUGGAGGACCUCUUCGAGCCCGACUUCAACGUCCCCGUGUACGAGCCGCUGCGAGAAGAGCCCAGUGUGUCUCGGGAGCGUCAAGAAGACGAGCUGGACGACUUCCUGCUCGACGCCUGGGCACCCGUUGAGACUCAACCGCUUGAAGAGCGGGAACAGUUCGGUCGCAGGCUCAGCAAGGCGUCACGCGAGGGACGGGACCAGCCGCGCGCUCAGUCCACUGACCCUUGAAACUAUAACGGACCCUCAGGGCACUUUGUUUCGAAAUCAAGCCCACACAAGCCUCCAAAGAACGCACCAAAACGCGCAGUUUGUCAUUGUAUAUAGCUCAAAACGUAACUCCUACGGCCGUAAGCUAGCAUUUCCACGUCAAAGCAGGUCCGAUCAAUUUUCUUCCAAAGGACGCAGCUUACACACCCGGGAGAAAAACGUUUUUGCCAGAUUUCCUCCGGAUUGCCUGCCUUGAGAUGCGGCCACCGCCACUAUUACGCGGAGUGAGCUAAGCUGGAUAGUUGUAGUUAAUUAUUUUAUUUUGUUGGUAUACCAAAAACGCCUCCUUGACCGGGCGUUAGAUGACGGGUGAUGUUAUAUACACAAGGCACUUCGUGCGGGCUGUCGGAGCACCGGAAUCUGUUCUGCUUAGUUUUUUCUUGUCAAAAUGUCUUCGUUUUUUUUUUCUGACAGGUAAUAAGCUAUGCAGAAAUACACGUGGUCGUGGCCUUCUUCGCGAUUCUCCCCGACGGAAAACUCCACUAUUCAAAGCUUGUGCAUACAGCGCAUUAAACAUGUUGCUUACCAACGAAUAGGGGGCACUGAUAGGAAGAAAGAAGGAUGUACGAUGGACAAAAGUCACUUUCUCGUGGAAUGAAGAGCUUGUCAGUGGAAAUAUAUUUUAAACUAUUUUAAAUAUAUUUCAUUUCGAGCCAGGUCACUAGCUAGGGCUCAGAACUUCAUGUUUAAUUAUUACUUAUUCACUAUUACGGUUAUUAUGUUUUUUUUGCGAAGGUGGUCACGAAUUUCAAAUUUCCCUUUCCUCUCAGCGUAAUGCUUCUCCUCCCCUAAUGGUUAUUUUUCUUUUCCUUAAAACCCUCUUUUGCAGUCGGGUUACUUCUUCCAACUCUAGGGCUUAUAAUUGUCGUCUAUUGAAGCAUGAUCUUCCUGCUGCUAUCCUUUCUAGGUGCGGGCAAAUAAAAUUUCUGGACAAACUU
Rhipicephalus microplus (southern cattle tick) is the source of this 1763-nucleotide messenger RNA. RefSeq lists its product as uncharacterized. Gene Ontology annotation, molecular function: chitin binding. Lineage: Eukaryota; Metazoa; Arthropoda; Arachnida; Ixodida; Ixodidae. Gene Ontology annotation, cellular component: extracellular region. The record is from RefSeq and is a predicted model, not a curated record.